Molecule: messenger RNA, 1377 nt
Organism: Ophidiomyces ophidiicola
Lineage: Eukaryota; Fungi; Ascomycota; Eurotiomycetes; Onygenales; Onygenaceae
Exons: 3
Coding region: 1-1377 (458 amino acids)
Biological process (GO): fungal-type cell wall biogenesis; carbohydrate catabolic process
Molecular function (GO): mannan endo-1,6-alpha-mannosidase activity
Source: RefSeq, a predicted model, not a curated record
AUGAACAUAUCGCUUCGAGCGUCAUUGAAAUGGGUGGUUGUGUGCGCAUUAGCUGUGACGAGUCUUCCGAUAGCUUCUGCAAUCCAUCUAGACCUCAACAGUGACGCAUCUAUCAAGAAGGCAGCGAAGAUCGUGGCGUCUGGGAUGACAGCGUAUUAUACUGGGCAUUUGCCAGGCGAUGUCCCGGGGAAUCUACCGCCUCCAUACUUUUGGUGGGAGUCCGGUGCGAUGUUCGGCGCCUUGAUAGACUACUGGUUCUACACAGGCGACAGCACCUGGAACAAAAUUACGACACAGGCACUCCUGCAUCAAGCCAGUGCCUCAAAUAACUUCAUGCCGCCCAACCAAUCCAGGACGUUGGGUAACGAUGACCAGUCGUUCUGGGGCAUGUCUGCCAUGGCAGCCGCCGAGCGCAAUUUUCCAAACCCACCCUCAGACCAACCACAGUGGCUGGCGUUGGCGCAGGGCGUCUUCAAUUCUCAGGCUGUGAGGUGGGACACCGAGACGUGCAAUGGUGGACUGAAGUGGCAGAUCUUUCGAUUCAACAACGGGUAUAACUACAAAAACACUAUUUCUAACGGCUGCUUCUUUAGCCUCGCUGCAAGGCUGGCACUGUAUACGGGCAAUCAGACAUAUGCGGACUGGGCUGUCAAAGCAUGGGACUGGACCCAUAGAAUUGGACUGAUGUCCCCUGAAUACAAAUUCUUCGAUGGCUCAGACGAUAAACUGAAUUGCAGCCAAGUUAACCACAUGCAAUGGACGUACAAUGCCGGCGUUUAUCUUCAUGGAGCGGCAAACAUGUAUAACUAUACUCAUGGCGAUGAUGUUUGGCGCCAACGCAUCAUCGGCAUCGUCAAGGGACUCCAAACAUUCUUCUUUGAAAACACAGAUAUAAUGUUCGAACUAGGAUGUGAGCCUCAAAAUAACUGUCUCGUUGAUCAGCGGUCUUUCAAGGCAUAUCUCGCGCGCUGGAUGGCAGCAACGACUCAACUUGCACCCUUCACAUCACCCAUGCUCAUGCCGAGGAUACGCGCAUCAGCUGUAGCGGCGGCAAACGCGUGUACAGGUGGUGCCGACCGGCAGAUGUGUGGCUUGAAAUGGACUAUAGGGGGAUUUGACGGUAGUACCGGUGUAGGGGAGCAGAUGGCGGCUUUGGAGGUCAUUCAAUCGAACCUGAUUAGCAAAGUGAAACCUCCUUAUACGGAGAAAUCGGGCGGAACAAGUAAGGGAGACCCUUCUGCUGGAGGAACGUCCCGUGAUUCCAGUUCUAGAGAGUUAAGACCAAUAACAGCGGCAGAUAGGGCAGGGGCAGUGUUCAUUACGUUGAUACUGAUGGCAGCGGUGGUUGGAGGUUCUUAUUUUGUUAUGUCAGAGUAA